Molecule: messenger RNA, 816 nt
Organism: Ostreococcus tauri
Lineage: Eukaryota; Viridiplantae; Chlorophyta; Mamiellophyceae; Mamiellales; Bathycoccaceae
Product: Isy1-like splicing
Exons: 2
Coding region: 1-816 (271 amino acids)
Biological process (GO): mRNA 3'-splice site recognition; generation of catalytic spliceosome for second transesterification step
Cellular component (GO): Prp19 complex; catalytic step 2 spliceosome; post-spliceosomal complex
Source: RefSeq, a predicted model, not a curated record
AUGGCGCGGAAUCAGGAGAAGGCGAACGGAAUGUUCAAUAAGUGGACGACGGGGAAGCAGGACGCGCUCCGAGGGACGGUGUCGAGGUCGAGGCCCUCGCACACGCACGCGGCGAGGGACCUGAACGAGGCGGACAAGUGGCGAAGCGACGUCCUGAGAGAGAUCGGGCAGAAAGUGAUGGAGAUUCAAAACGCGGGGUUAGGGGAGCACAGGAUAAGGGAUUUGAACGAUGAGAUCAACCAGCUGCUCAAGGUGAAGUGGCAGUGGGAGAUGCGGAUAAUUGAGCUGGGCGGGCCGAAUUACAUCGCCUCAGCGCCGAAGAUGGAGGACGCGGACGGGGGAAUGGUGGCGCCCGCGGGGAGCGCGCGCAACGCUUACAAGUACUUCGGCGCGGCGAAAACUUUGCCCGGGGUGAAGGAGUUGUUCGAAGCGCCCUCGGUGAAGGCGGUGCGGCGGACGCGACACCAGAUGAACUUACACAUCGAUAGCGGCUAUUUCGGUUUCAGGGACGAGGAGGACGGCGUCUUGCUCAAAGUCGAGGCCGAGGCCGAGGCCGAGAUGAGACGCUCAGCCAUCGAACAGUGGGAUGCCGAACAAACGCUCCGUGCGCUCGAAAGCGGGAAAUCGCGCCCCGAGACGAGUAAGGGUGGCGCCGGCGCCCGGUUCGUCGCACACGUAGCCUUGCCCGACGAAACCGACAUUCAAAAGCAAGUUCUCGACCGCAAGAAGGCCGAUCUCCUCGCCAAGUACGUCAGUGACGACCUCAAGGCCGAGACCGAGGGCGCGAAGAAGAUGCUUCACGGCGCGAACGACUAG